UGGCAGGCGACGAUAUAGCGGUGUGCGGAGCUCUCGAUGCCCCCCCCAGGGGGAUGGGGCCGACCCCCCGGACGAUCACCCGCCCUGCGCAUCCCCGCCGCCCCGGGGGAAGGAGGGGGGUGGCGGGGCCGGGCGGGGGCGGGUCGGGGCGGGCCGGGGGCGGUCGGAUGGCGGCCCCAUAAAAGCUCGGUGCCACCGGCAGCCCCGGGAGCGGCAGCGGGAUGUGGGCGGCGGUGUCGGUGUGCUGGCUGGGGGCUGCGCUGCUGGCGGCGGGGCACAGCCUGCCCCGGCUCCGCCUGCCCUACCGCGAUCUACUGGCCACCCCUCCCUGGACAGACAGAAGAGUGUUUUCGGAAGGGGAAGGACCCAGGGACUGACUGUGCCAACUAUGUCCGCGUGCUGCACCCCUACAAUCGGACGCACUUGCUGGUCUGCGGGACAGGUGCCUUCCACCCCAUCUGUGCCUUUGUCUACGUGGGGCACCGCGGAGAGCACACCUUCAGCCUGGACCCUGCCAGUGUGGAGACCGGCCGGGGCAGGUGCCCGCAUGAGCCCAGCCGCACUUUCGCCAGCACUGUCAUUGGUGGGGAGCUGUAUGCUGGCCUCACUGCAGACUUCUUGGGCCGCGAUCCUGGCAUCUUCCGCAGCACUGGGACCCGCUCUGCCUUGCGCACUGAGGUGGACCAGCGCUUACUCAAUGACCCCAAAUUUGUGGCAGCCCACUUGAUCCCAGACAACAAUGACGGGGACAACGACAAAGCCUAUUUCUUCUUCACGGAAAAGGUGGUGGAGGCAGACAGCAAAGAGCAUGCCAUCGUCAGCCGGGUGGCACGGGUCUGCGUGAAUGAUGCUGGUGGCCAGAGGGUGCUGGUCAACAAGUGGAGUACCUUCAACAAAGCCCGGCUGGUGUGCUCUGUCCCUGGCCCCGGUGGCAUCGACACACACUUUGAUGAGCUGGAGGAUGUCUUCUUGCUGAGGACAAAGGAUGGGAAGAGCCCGGAGAUCUAUGCCCUCUUCAGCACCAUCAGCCAUGUCUUCCAGGGUUCCGCUGUCUGUGUGUACCACAUGGCCGACAUCCGGGAGGUCUUCAACGGGCCCUUCGCCCACCGGGAGAGUCCCCACCACCAGUGGGACGCUUACGAGGGCAGGGUGCCCUACCCACGGCCGGGCGUGUGUCCCAGCAAGACCACCAACCAGCCCCGGCGGCAGUACGGCACCACCAAGGACUUCCCUGACGAGGUGCUGCACUUCGCUCGUGCUCACCCCCUCAUGUACAAGCCUGUGUACCCCCGGCACCGCCAGCCCCUCCUGGUGAAGACUGACCUGCCCCACCACCUGCGCCAGCUCGUGGUGGACCGGGUGGAGGCCGAGGAUGGGCAGCACGAUGUCCUCUUCCUCGGGACAGAUGCUGGCUCGGUGCUGAAAGUUGUGGUCCUGCAGAAGACAAGCUUGGCCACAACUGAGGAUGUUGUCCUGGAGGAGCUGCAGGUUUUUAAGGUGCCUGUGCCCAUCACCCAGAUGGAGAUCUCCAUCAAGCGUCAAAUGCUCUACGUGGGCUCCAGCCUGGGGGUGGCCCAGGUACGGCUGCACCAGUGUGAAAGCUAUGGCACGGCUUGUGCUGAAUGCUGCCUGGCCAGGGAUCCCUACUGUGCCUGGGACGGCACUGCCUGCACCCGCUACCAGCCCUCUGGCAAGCGCCGCUAUCGCCGCCAGGACGUCCGCCAUGGCAACCCUGUGCACCAGUGUCUGGACCAGAACCUGACUGUGGAUGAUUAUGAGAGCGUUGAGGAGAAGGUGCUUUAUGGGGCGGAAGACAACAGCACCUUCCUGGAGUGUGUGCCCCGGUCCCCGCAGGCCAGCGUGCAGUGGUUUGUCCAGAGGCCCCCCAAUGAGCAGCGGGAUGAGGUGAAGACGGAUGAACGGAUCCUGCAGACGGAGCAAGGGCUGCUUUUCCGCAAGCUGCACCGCCACGAUGCUGGUGUCUACUACUGCAAAACACUGGAGCACGGCUUCACCCAGAUGGUGGCCAAGAUGGCCUUGGAGGUGAUUGCCAGUGAGCAGCUGGCACACACCUUCCACAGGGAUCGGGGUGAUAAGCCCCAGCGCAUGCCUUGCCCUGAGCCCCGACUGGUGCCACAGGCUCCUAAAACCUGGUUCAAGGACAUCAUGCACCUCAUCAACUCCCAAAACCUGCAGCAGGUGGAGGAGUACUGCGCCCGCCUCUGGUGCAGCAGCCGCCCCCACCACCGCAAGAGCAAGCUGGCCCAGGCCAAGCAUGCCCUGGCCAGCGUGGAUGUGGGCAAGAAGGGACAGAUGACCAAACCCCACAGUGGGAAGAACCGUAUGCCCCGGCAAGCAUCGGCCACUUAGAGAGGUCAGGGUAAUGGAUGUGGGGUGGCCAUGGGCGAGGACCAGCUCCCCAUGCUGCUGGUAGCCCCAGCCCUGAGGGGCCUCCUGCCCUGGUGGAUGGCUUGCAGCAGCACCAGCUGGGUCCCCCCAGCCACAGUGGAUGGGAUGCCAGGGUCAGCUCCUGGGCAGGCCCCCACCUUGGUGGCCACCUCCAAAACAGACAGUGUGGUGGGAACAUUGGCCCUCUCCUACUCUUGCUGAAUGCUGUGGCAGGUGUGGGGGCAUGGUCACUGGGGCGGGUUGGGGCUCAGCACGUGUGGUGCCCCCACUGUACCAUCAGCACAGGGAGCUUGCUGGCUGGCUUUCUCUGCAAAUAAAGGGGCCGAGCGUGGCACCAUGGGGAGCCGCUGACAGCUCCAGGCUCUUUCCGUGCCAGCA
Phalacrocorax carbo (great cormorant) is the source of this 2787-nucleotide messenger RNA. The record is from RefSeq and is a predicted model, not a curated record. Lineage: Eukaryota; Metazoa; Chordata; Aves; Suliformes; Phalacrocoracidae.